UAUAGUCGUCUGUUCCAUGAUUUACAUUACACGGCUCGCGUAGGACGGAGUGUGUAAUCUCGACGUGUUGUCAAAUUAUUGUCAUCGGAACCAAAGACGGCCAUAUCAAUACACUUUUUAUAAUAAUAGCUAGCGUAAUAUCAUUGCGUACCCGUAGUUAUAAUUCGCAACCCGUAUUGUGUUAUUCAUUGGUUGUUCGAUGUGUUUUAACUUUUUCAAGCUGAUAGAUAAUAACAAGAUAUUAUAAUAAUAACAUACCGUUCGUUUUCAGCAAUAAUAAUUGAUAAACCCGAACUUAUUCAAUUGUUUUUCGUUGCUCCCGCCAACUAUGGCUCGGCUCGCAGUCCCCUGACACCGAUCUGUACGCGCACAUACGCAUUCGAUUUCGCACCGAGUGAGUACUAUGUACAAUAUUAUGGCCGCUUGCGAUUCGGGCACAGAACCGUAUGAAAGUUGGGAAGCUCUGGACGAUCCGUCUGUAAGUCACGUUAACCGUUUCAUUAUAGUUUGGUUAUCUAAGUACAUUCAUUGACAUAUCGGUUGACUGGUGUGUCAUGUGUUCGAUUUAACUCCGUAAAUUAGGCUAAUCCAUGAAAACUGUGCCUACCUAUUCUGCUGCGGUAACACUUAUGUGUAUUAUGUAGUCUGAUGACCAUUUUCUGUUUUCAUUUUCAUGUAGGUUCUCAGUACACAGAUUAAGAAAAUGCAAUUAGCUUCUGCAACUAAAAAUGAAAAGUGACUACCUAUUUUUAUUUAAUACUUUACCCAUUAUUAUAUACACUAGUGCUGUGUAUACUAUUUGUGGAAAUCUAAAACAUUUUUUUCUGUAUAAAUAUUUUUAGCAAUAGCAAAGUUGUAAUACUGCCACCCGGGCUACAAUUAUCGUACCGCCAUCAACCAAUGACAAUCCCUCAACAGCCCACUGUUAAAAUUCUUAAACGACCACAGAAAAACAAUACUGCAAAUGAAAAUGCUGAUAAACCUAAAGUACAAGUUAAAUCACUGGAACAAGUAUGAUAACAAAUUUAAAUUACAAAUUUGUCUGAAAUUGAUUAAUUGCUAAUAUACAUAUAUAUAUAUAUAUAUUAUAAUAUUUUUAUUAGAGAAAACAAGAAUAUGCAGAAGCUAGACUGCGAAUAAUGGGCGAAGAGCACGAAGAAGAAAUUAAUGCUGAUGAUGAAGGGUAAAUUUUUAUUAUUUAUUUAAAUCUAUAGUAUUAGGGGUCUUUAAAACAAAUCACAAUGUUAGCUUAGUCAUAAUACAGAUAUUAAUACUAAAAUAAGAUAAGGACCUAUAAGGUAGGAACCUGAUCGAGGCAUUUCUAUAGAAUGCUAAUGUAUGAACAUUUCUGUUCACUUUGAUUAUUUUUCAUUUAGUUUUAAUGAAAUUACUAUAAAAAAACAAAACAACAUUGAUUUCAAAAGAAAUUUGUCUGAAGGUUUUUUUUUUAUAUUUACUUCCGUUGUAAAGAAGAUGAAUACAAUAAAUACCAUAAAAUGACCUCCUUAAUUCAAGACUAGAUUACAUUUGUUAACAGAUAAAAAAAAAGCCAAUCAAAAAAGCACAUAGUAAAACUAUUAUUGAAAUGUAAUGAAACAUGACAUUUUGAGUAUAUUUUUUUCACAUCUCUAUAAUAUAUUUACCAGGUUAUUCAAAACCAGACUGAAUCCUGUCAUUUAGCUUGACAGACUUCCACAAAUAUUUCACGCUCUUAAAAUUCUCACAAAAACAAUUACACAAGGACAUACUACAGUCACUGAUGAUUGACCUACAUGUUUCUUAAUACUCAUUACUAAAAAUGUUAGACAAAUGAAUUAUAUUAAUAUUAUAUUUAAAUUAAAAAAAAAAAAAUUAUACAAUUCUUAACUACCUAGUUGACCUGUGUAAAAAUGUUGUAUUUUGAAUUUAAACAUCAAUUUCUAAUGUUGAUUUUUUUAAAAAAAAUUAAUAGAUUUUAUAGUUCUAAAUUCACAAUUCAUGAGCAGAGAAGAACUUAAUAUUUAAAAUGCUACCUUAAUUAUAAUUUUGGAUAAGUACAAAAAGAAAAAAGGGAUCAUAACAAAAACACAUCGUUUUGAAAUACAGUAAAAACUGUUUAUUAGGAACACUGGGACCAAGGUGAAACAAGUUAAUUAAUCGAUUGUUUCUAAUAAACGAUUGGUUUUAAUAUACAAUUGAUUUAAUAUAUGACCAGUUCUUCCAUAUACAUUUUGUUUCAAUAACGCAAUUGUAUCAACUAUCCGUGUUCUUAAUAAGCAUCUUUUACUGUAUAACAUAAGAUUUAAAAAAGUUUGAAAUUUAAACUUUACAAUUUUCGAAUUCUUAUUUGUUUAAAUUAUGAGUUUAUAGGAAAUUUUUUGAUUUUAUGUUUUUAGUUGUAGUCAAAAACAGAUUUAAUUGUAUCUUGCUUUUUAGGCGUAACUGUCAAUUUAUUGUGUUAUAAAUUGUUAUUAAAGAAAAAAUUAAUCGGCAAAUAGUUUGUUUCUUAAGUAAUUGGGCUUAUUCAACAGAUGUGGAUAAACAUUUUUAUUGUAAUAAUUUGUUUUGGUAACAUUUAAUACACUUUUAUUUGAUUAUUUUUUUCAAUUGAUUCAAAUAAUAUCAAAUGUUAAAUAAUGAAUGCACUAUAUUUAUUCAUGAGUACUCAUAUAAAAUAAUUUAUAAUAUUAUGAAACAUUCUUAUUACCUUAAAGUGUUUAAAACAAAUUUAGGGACUGUACAUCAUAAAUAAGUUUACUAAUAAUUGUUAAAAGCCUAAUAAAAAUAACAAUAAAUAAGUAAAACAUAAUAAAAUAAAAUAAGGUGUAUUAAUAAUAUAAUAAAGCUAUUUAUGAUGGUUGACUCCUUUGAUGGUUGUAAAGUGCUUCAGAAUGGUUUAGAUGAAUUUUUCAAAUAAGGAGAUCCUUCGAGUUGUCCCUAACAAUCAUGUCUUAUUUCACAAGUUGAAAUCCUAUUGUUUUCUCAUACUCAAUGAUUCUGAACUCCACUCUGUUAAUAUUGCUUGAGACUUGGGUUUGUCUUUGUUCCCUCACAUUCCAUACGUUAUCAUAUUGACCACAUCACAUUCAAAUUAUUCAAAACUAGGUUUUUUUUUAAAAGAUCAGCUGGUGAAUUUAAACUGACUUAUUCCUUAAGUUUCUAUACUGUAUUUUGGUUCGGUCAAUACUUGAAUAUGGCUCAGUUUUAUGGGACCCACAUUAUAUAGAUUAUAUAUGACAGGCGUCAAUUCAAACGGGUUCAAAUAAAAUUCCUAAGCUUUGUUUGCCAUAACUAUACCACUAUUCUUAAUUUAAUCAGCUUAUCUUUAUUUUUAACAUUCCUUAUACUUGUAACUUAACUUUUCUUAACGAUCUCUAAAAUUAAUUUCCCCCUGCUUUUCUCUCGUUCAUCAACUUUAAGGUGACAUUACAUUCCACUCACAAUUUCUCAUUUCACUUUGCUUAAUCAAUUAUUUAUUAAUAAACUGAUGAACCAAAUUAUAAAAUAAACAAAUGAAAACCCCUACUUCUAUCAAAUAUAAUUUUGUUUGUAGAAUCUCAGAAAUAAUAUUGUAUGUACUGCAUAUAUUUAUUGUAAACUGGGCAAAGCCUAUACCAUAUCAUAAAACAAAAUAAAAUUUCGCUUAUAUUUUAUUUUGUUAAUAAAUAUAUGUAUAAUACUUUUUUGAUUGGUUUAUCUAUAAUUUUUCAAUAUUUUUAUCUUAUUGUGUGAUUAUUUUAUCCUUACAUACUCAUAAUCUCUAAAAAUAUUAAAUUUUUUUGGAAUUUGUUUUAUACAAAAUUUAAGAAACCAGCAGCUCUACAAAUUUACAUUUACAUAAUUUUGUCACCCUAAUAUUUUAGUGUGAAACGACUUCCUAAUUUUGAUUUUCAAAUAGCAAUCUAUAUUAAAAUAUCCAUAAAUAGAUGGAGUAUUAGUUAAAAUAAAUUUUAGUAUAAAAUUUUUAAUUUUUGUCAAUUUGUUGAUGAUAUAUUCUACUUCUAAUUUUGGGUCAAGGGAGAGUAGGGGAGCAUCAUUUGUCUUGUGGCACAGAAUGUGGCGUUUGCACCACUACAACCUUUCUCUGACCCAAAUUUAAAAUUGGAAUAUCUCAUCAAUGAAUUGACAGAAAUCAUAAAUGUUAGCAUCACAAUUUAUUUUAACUAUUAAUACUCCAUCUAUUUAAAGCAUUUUUAUAUAGGGUGUUAUUUGAAAAUCAAAAGUAGGUAGUCUUUUCACCUGUGAAAGGGUGACAAAAAAAAAUAAAAAUGUAACAUUUUAGAACUCUUUGCUUCUUCAGUUUUCAAAAAUAGUUAAAACUUUUUAUAAUAAUAAAACAAUAAAAAAAUCACCUAAUUAUAUCAAACAAUUUAUUAUUACUUUAUUCAAAUUUUUGUUAUAGUGUAUUUUAUUUGUUAAAAAAUCAAAAUUUUAAAUGCUUUAAAUAAUUAUUAUUUGUAUAUUUGAUUUUUAAUCAUUUAUCUGUAUUUUAUUGUUACGGUUUUACUUAAUAAACUAAAUUUAUUUUAUUUUUGUAGAGCUAGUUCUUCAGGCAGUACAAAGUUUGAAGUUCUCCGUCAGCCAAUAGUGCGUUCAGCCAUUGAAGACAAUGUCAUUAGACAGCCUCGUGGACCCGAUAAUACCAAAGGUUUUAAUCAUCGUAGCUAACCCUAACAUUUAAGAAUAUUUAAUAUAAAUAAUUUUUGAAUUUUGGGUUUUUUUCAUAAUAAAAUUAAUAUAAUCUAUGUUUUACUCUUCUAAUAUUUAGUUGCAAAUAUUAAAAACUAGAUAUUGAUUAUACUUCUGGAAUUCAACUUCUGUUAAUACUUUUGAUAACCCAAAAUUGGUGUACACUGUGUUUAUCAAUGAAUAGUCUAUACACAUUUAAUUAAUGAAAACAUCUAGUCAGAUGAAAUUGGUUGAGAUACAUAUUUUUUUCUUUUAAAGUUAAAGUGAAGAUAUAUUUUAUAAUUGUACAUUCAAAUGUAAAUAAGAUAAGCGUGUGCUCAAUUGACACACUCUAUUUUGUUGAUCAAUUAUGUUUAAGUAUUUUUAUUCCAGACCAUAGAUAUUAAAUAUAUGGACGAGCCACUCCUUUAUUUAAUACAUUGUAGGCUGUAGACCAAGAGGGACAAACAUUAGAAGCACCACUAGGAUCCUAUUGUACACACGUAAUAGAAAGGGUAGUCUAUAUUUUAGAACUUUUGAAAUUGUGUGUAAUAUAUUAGAGAGGAAUCAAUUUUGAGAUUGAAAUUGACUUUUUUAGAGUUUUUAUAUAUUUUCCGAAUGGUUGAAGAUGUAAUAAAAUUAAUUUUUUAGAAAUUUUACAAAACUUUUUUCUGUGAUCUUUAACAACUUUAAAAAGAUAUUAAGCUUAAACUGCUAGCAAAAAUUAGAAAAUCAAAAUUUUCCAAUGCAAAAUAUGGAAAAAAUCUUAAAAUCCAGUAAUAAAACUUGGAAUUUGUAAUAUACACUAUGAGGUCACGGUUUAUCAGUAAUUAAGUCAAUUACCGUCUCCAUUUUGAUUACAAACAUUAUGAUUUAAUAGUGUAAAUCUAACAACAAAUUCCAAGGUUUGCCUGUCCAAAUUAAGCAUUUUUCAAAUUUUGACUUUUCAAGUUUUGAUUUUCCAAUUUUUUCUGAGUUUCCAUAAGCUUAAGUAAUUUUAAAGUUGAAUUCAAAUAAAUAUUUCUGAUUUAUCUUUUACAGAGGAGACAGUUGCUGAUAUUUUUAAGAUGUUAAAUAUACCUGUUGAAAAAAAUCUACCUCUUUAAUAACGUUUUUCCCCCUUGUGACAAGUCAAUGGGCUGAAUUGUUGUCCUGGUUAAAUUUAACGCACUCAAAAAAUACAAGUGGCCUAUCCAUAUAUUUAAUAUCUAUGUUCCCGACAAACCCUGCUAUCAUAUUUUAUUCAACAAACUAUAAUGUAUUAAAGUUAUAGGUAUCAUAUUAAUCAUACCCUACUUUACCAACUUCACCUUGAGACAAAACAUAAUAAAAAUUUUAAUUCCUAGCAAUUGUUUAUAUAUAUAUAUAUAUAUAUUUUAUUUGGAUCAUUGUUGAUUUUCGUUCAAGUUUUGAAUAAAUGCAAUUUCAUUGUUGUAAUUGCUUAUUGUAAAAUAAUUUUUUUAUAUUUAAACCGCUGUAAAUGAAUAUGGUGAAGGUGUUAAAAUAUGUAGAGGAAUUUAGAAUUAGGUACCUUAUUUAUAUAUACUACAUGCAUACAGGCACGUAUACAAGAGGAUAGAGGGUAAAGGUUUAACUUUUACAAAAAUUGAAAAAUGCUACUUUCAUAUCACUCUAUACUAGUUUUAUAUUUCAAAAUGUUUAAUUUGUUUUAUUAUUACACCCCCUCCUCCUCUCGAUUUUUGUAUGUAUACGUGGCUGCAUACAUAAAUACAUAUUAUAUAAGUAUGUAUUUAUGUGUAUUUGUUUAUGAAUAUUAAAUAUAUAUAUAUAUAUUUAUAUAUAUAAGGGUGCCAAUUAUUUAUAUAGUAAAGAUAUUUUUAUUUAAAUUUUGAAAGAGUGCUGGCCAGAAAUUUGUUUCAAUACACCUAAAAAUAAGUUUCGUAAAUUUUACGCCCAAUUAAGCAAAUUUAAGGUUGCUGCUGCAGGUGCUCAAAGUUCCGUGAAAAAAGUAAAAUUUUAAUUUUUGGCUUAUAAUUGAUCAAUUUUUAAAUUUAUGAAAUAAUCAUAUAGAAUCAUUAUUGUAGACCUAGUAAUUACCUAAAAAUAAGUAUCAAAGUAUUUCUUUUCAUUAUGUUAACUUUUUCUUGUGAUAUCAAAACAUAUAUUCAGAAUAUGCUCAUUACUUUUAUUUUUUGAAGAAUUCUUGAUUUUAUUUUUUUGAGAUUGUUUUAAAAUAAUAAAGUUACCAAUAAAUAGUACAUAACAACUAUUGUAGUAAUGUGUGUUUUCUUAAAAUAUUACUCUUGUAAAAUUUAUAAAAUAAAAGAAAGGGACAAAUCGCAAAAUUAUUUUAUUCUUUUUAAUAUAAUAAAAAUUUGAAUUAUAAAACAAUUAUAACUAUUAAAUUUAUUAAAAUGAUUUUUUAAGUAGGUAUGUUUAAUGUUGAUGUUUGAUAUUUUUCAAUCUUGUACGGUUUAAAACAUAAAAUAAAGUAAUUAAAUAAAAUUAAUUAAUUUUUGAUAUAUUUACUUGCAAUAUAAAUUACUUCUGUUCAUCUUUUGUUAGUUUUUGACUAAAUUCUUCUAUUAAUUUUAUUUCUUUUUCUAAAGCAUCAUUUACCAUUAAUUUCUUUAUUAUUUCGUCAUAAAAAAUAAAACCAAGAGUUCUUCAAAAAUAUAAGCAAUGAGCAUAUAUUUUUCUCAAUUUCACAAGAAAGAGUUAACAUAAUGAAAAAAAUGCAUACAUACUUAUUUGUAGAUAAUUACUAGGUCUAUCGAUAAUGAUUGUUAACUAUUACAAGUCAAAAAUUACAAUGUCACCUUUUUUCAUAAAACCUGAAGCUUAAGUCCGCAUCUGUUAAAUAUUUUUAAUCGAGCUUAAAAUUUAGAAGACUUACUUUUAGGUAUAUUGAAAUAAAUUUCUGGCUGGCACUACUUAAAUUUUUAACUUUGAAAAUAACUGGCACCCUAAAUUAUAUAUAUAGAAUAGAGUUAUAUUUUUAAAAAUAAAUUAAAAUACCACUGGUUAACAUGUAUAAUUUUUUAUAAAACCAGUAAUAUAUUAUAACAUGGUUAAGAGAUUAAUGUUAAACUUAUAAUAAUUGCUAUUAAUAUAUUAUUAUUAUUUUUGUCUAAUUUUAUCUUACCCAGAGUUUGACAAUAAAUUAGCCCAGUUAAAUUGUUAUUUAUUAUUGUUACAUUUAAAACUCAAUAAUUAUAAGAAUAAUUUUUAAAAUAGAAAUAAUUUAUCCAGUGUUCCUGAUUAGGACAGCGACCUUUGAUGAUCUUAUGAGAAUGGUAAACUUGUGCUUGAAUUGAGUAGUUCGCUUCUGGUUGGUAACCUUUUUUUAACUGGACACCAUGAUGUAGCACAUAGCUGGUUGGGUUUACCCUCUUUGUUACACAAACAUAAGUUGCAAAACCCCACAAAUACUAAUUCUCCUUUGUUGCACGGACCUAAAAUUAGAAUUAUUAUUUAUUUAAUUACAGUUUUUCAUAAGACUAUAAUGAAUUAGAGUUAUUCGAUUAAUUACUGUA
Molecule: messenger RNA, 8144 nt
Organism: Cinara cedri
Lineage: Eukaryota; Metazoa; Arthropoda; Insecta; Hemiptera; Aphididae
Source: the annotation of a GenBank genome assembly